Messenger RNA from Aegilops tauschii subsp. strangulata, 5789 nucleotides. RefSeq lists its product as uncharacterized. Gene Ontology annotation, molecular function: protein kinase A regulatory subunit binding; Arp2/3 complex binding. Lineage: Eukaryota; Viridiplantae; Streptophyta; Magnoliopsida; Poales; Poaceae. Gene Ontology annotation, cellular component: cytoskeleton. The record is from RefSeq and is a predicted model, not a curated record. Gene Ontology annotation, biological process: actin cytoskeleton organization; positive regulation of Arp2/3 complex-mediated actin nucleation.
UGCCACGGGCCUCCGCAGCUGUCAAUGCUGGACAAGUAUGAUGCUGGUGGCGAGGGAGCGUGCUUGAAGAGAUACACCGACCCCUCCUUCUUCAGAGCCCACUCUGCACAGCAUGAAUCAGACCUUCAGAGUUCAGACAACCAUUCCAAACCCCCUGCCAAGGAAGCCCACCAUAACAAAUACUCCAAAUUUAAAACAGGCGCAUUGUCCGAUAUGCUCCAACAACUUAAAUAUCGUCACAUGAUCAGAAGAAAGAGGCGUCAAAAGCACAACUUUCAGAAUCAGGGUUCGUCACAAGAUGAAGCAUCUGAACCACACGUUUUGUCUUCAGCUGAUUCGCCUGAAGCAUCAAACUCCGAAGCGCCAUGCCCUGCAGUACCAGCGAACAAGGAGAGGAGCAGUGACCUCGUUGACAGGACCAGUUCGUUCGGGGCAUGGCUCUCUCCAAGUGCAGCCUGUUGUACUGAUGCGUGUGAAAACACACCAGACAAUACUGAUGGAUCUUCCAGCCAUGGCACAAACAAGGCCGACGAGAAUGCCAACAAUGCGACAAAUUCUCGUAGCCCCCUUGUCGACUUCAUCGCCUCAAGGGUCGAAAGCUCGCCGAGCAAGCUAUCUGUCAAGAAGCACAGUGACCCGUUAACAAAAUCCUUCCGGAACAUGGCUAAGAAGCUGCUGCUUGAGUAUGAAUCAGCAGAGAAUUUUCGUAACAGCAAUCUAGUGCAUUCUGAAGACGUACCAGAUCCAGAUGAAGUAGCAUUUUACAGCAAAACCACCAAGGACACUCACCAAGACGCGGCGACCUCGGAGCAAUCCGACGAUCCUUGUGAAUAACCUUGUCCACCAGCUAGCAUCGAUGAAGAAGCAAGCGGCGGUAUCACCGGUCAGAACCCGAAAAGGGACCAAUCAGUGUAUCUUGGCUACCAAUCCGGUAUUCAGCUGCGAUGCUUCUGUGCAUGGUUUUCACCUUCAGUUUCAGAAAAAAAAAAUCAGCACCAACCAAAAUUCAACUGUGAUCCUUAUGUUUUCGGUUUGCAUUUCAGCCAAAGGGCUGAAAUAUUCACUUGAAUUCAAUUCAAUAUUUGAAUUUUUUAAAGCAUUAAAAAAAUAUCUGAAUUCCUGUGUAUUACUGAAAUAUUUUGACCAAGGUAAAUAAUUAAGUGUCUACUGAAAUUCGUGAAAUUCAGUGAAUUUCAUCCAAAUCUCACUGAAAGUGAAAACCAUGUUCUCUGUCAGACAGUGAACAGUGUCAUUUACAUGGACUGCAUACACCUUCAGGCCCUGCUUUAUACAGAAAGCACAACUGUCGACAACAUCCUGAUGCGAUUAUCAGCUACAUAGUGCAAGCAAAAAACAAAAACUUCAUGGUGAUAUCACCUGUGAUUGUAAUGGUUAUCAAUCAAGGUACAUAAGGGGUCUGUGAUUGCAUUGCUUGAACUUAGAAUACUUGAACCAAAAUUACCAUGAUAAACCGUGCAGCUAAUUAAUGACAAUUCAUUUCAAGCUAUCCGAAAACAUAAGACUAGAAAGAUUCAGGCAAGGAUGUUCAUGCUGAUACCACCCACUGAGACGCAGCGUGCGGCGAUAUAUUUCUCGAUAAGGAGCCUGAGGAAACUGAUCAUCGAGAAACAUUCAGAAAAGCUUGGAGACCUCAUGCACUACGUUGCUCCUGUCCCUCCCUUCCUCCUGUUGCAUACGCUAUAAUUUAGCGUUGGAUUUCUAUACGUGUGUGCUCAGUUCAAUGACCUGCACGACCAAGCCAAGGUCGCGGCCACAACGCGCGCUGCGUCAUUUCGGACUGCGUCAACCUGCGCAACUGCAAGAGCACAAGGCACGCUGCAUCAUUUUGUACUGGGCGAUCAACCAUCUGCUCAAGCUCUUUUUCUUGGUGAUCGUGGUUACCGUCUCUGUAAGGGGACCUAUACUCUUCUUUCCCCCCUCAAACAUCCUGGGAUUCUCUCUGCUGAACUCUAUUGUUGGUGUGUUGGCGGAGGAGAUCCGACAGACUUGCUCUGUGAUGGCAGUCUCUGCAAGCUCCACCUCUGGAGCCGUAGCAUCUUCACAUCCAAUAGCCGCAUGGAUUCUGGUGAGGCUAGAGAGAUUCUCAAUGCCAAAUUCAAAAUCUCCAUAAAGAGACAACGUCUCUAGAGCGUUGAAGUGGAGCCUAAGACCCCGCAGCCGUGGCAUGGCUCCUCGAUCAAACUGCAGCUCAUUCCCACCAGCCUUGCAUGUGAACCAGAACACCUUAAGACACGGAAAGGCGCCACUGCAAAUUAUCACCCUUCUUCUUUGUCUUCUGGAAGAUGAGUGCGUGUCCGUCAUGGGAGCAGCAGGUCCUGAAGAUACUAACUGGAGAAGGAUAAGAUGGGGCGCCGACGCGAUGAUACUCAGACCUUGCUCUCCCAAUUGACUAAUUUCAAUAUUCAAGUGGGUAACACAGGUGGCCAUACAAAAUGCAGUACUUCCCAGGAUUGCACCAGAUAUAGUCAGUUCAAAUCUUUGCAACUGGUACGGGGGACACAAGUUCAGUUGGCCAACCAAGUCACCAUCAAGACAAUGCAGAGAUAGGGACCGAAGGUUAGAGUGUCCAACCACCUUGAGGAAAUCAACGAUGGCACGUGCACUGUCCACAGAUGGGUCUAAUCCAUCAAAGCUCAAGCUUUCCAAUUUCACCUGGUAAUUCAUGGAUAGCAGCCCCUCUAAGUCCCAAGUACCUUAGUAGAAUCAGCCCUCCAAUGCCUUUCAGAUGGUGGCUUCUCAAAAUACCAUUAUCUUCCACAUCGAGUACUCGUAGAAAUUUGAAGGUUCGAAGAGCAGGCUUCCCUUUUCUAACCUUAGGAUAUGUGAGGAGGGUUGUCCAUCCAGCACGCCCGCAAACUUGGAGGGUUCGCAUGCUAGAUAGGUGCAGGGUUACUGAGAGCAGCUUGCCGGCUUCAUCUUCCUUACUGCAGCAAUCGAAUGAGAACCGUGGAAUCAGGUACCAUGGAGUUAGUCCAGACCUCAUAUCUGCACUCGUCGUCGCAAAGUUGCCUUCCGUAGACAAAGUUUUGAUGAAGUCAAGGAUCACACCAUGCACCACACAUCCUACAGCCUGGCCAUCUUCGUAGCCGAACACUGGCUGAAUCAGCCGCCUACAGAUGAGCUCAUUGAAAUAGCUUUCUCCUGUUCUCCACAAGUUUUCUUCAUGUCUUCCUAAGAAAAAUCCCUCAGCGAUCCAUAGCCGUAUCAAACGGUCUUUCUUGAUGGUAUAAUAUUCUGGAAAAACACCGAGGUAUACAAGACAAGACUUCAAAGGGGCAGGUAGCUCAUCAUAACUCAUGCGCAAUAACAUUCUCAUCCCAUCCGAUGUGGAACAUUGGUCUGAUGUUGAAAGGAUACGUCUCUCACGAAUCUCUGGCUCAGCUAGUCCUGCAGAUUUCCUGCCGGCUGCAAUAAGUAUUGCCAAUGGCAUGCCCCCACACAUUUUCAACAACUCAUUUUCAGCGGGCCUUUUUGCCUCGUGAAAUAAAGUCUUGGAUUCUUCCUUGCUAAGAGGCUCCAUCUGGUGGAUGAAAUCAAUUGGGCGUGUAGAACAACAUUUGGCUACGUCGCUGAUGCAAGUUGUGAUCAAUACUCUACUUCCAAGAUCAUUCUCAGGCAAAACAGAAUUAAGAACAUCCCAUGCCGAGAUGCUCCAAAUGUCAUCAAUUAAGAUGAAAUACCUGGUAUAUAGAGGAACAUGGUAAAAAUUAUCGGCUAAUAUAUGAUCAAUUUAUACAGAUGACUUAUCGCAAGCUGGUUCUGUUUUGUUACUUAUCUACUCAAUAAUUUCGAGAGUCAGUUAGAUCCAACUGAAUGCCUCUAUUGGUUGCCAAUACAUCACAUAUGCAUUUGUUAUGCUGAUACUCCCUCCGUUCUCAAAUAGAUGACCCAACUUUGUACUAAAGUUAGUACAAAAUUGAGUCAUCUAUUUUGGAACGGAGGGAGUACUUUUAAGCAGGAAAAGUGCUAAAUUUUUAUAUAUAUUUUUCCUGUUGAUUACUUGUUUGGUCUGCAUUGAUAAAAAGAUUGACAAAACACAACAAAUACAGGGGAUAAAAAUGCUGAAAGUUUGAUCUUUUUAUCAUGAUUAUCUUGUGAUGCAUCAAAUAACAUUACCCGUUAUUAACUUGACGUGGUCUCAGAUAAAUAGAAUGGGAAAGGCACGAUGAAUACACCUAUGAAUAGCCUCAGUCUGCAUUCGCUGAUGCUCUUGUGCAUUUUAUUGCUACAUGAAAGUACAGUAAAUAUGUCUAUCUGCAUUAAAACAAUAUAAACGAGAAAUACCCCUGAGCUCAGUUACGACUUGAUUCAUUUCAGGAGCUUCUGUACCAUUCAGAGGAAUAGUGCCCUGGGGCUUUACUUGGUGAAGUAUAUCCAGCCGAGUGGCCACUAGAGACGGUUUUCAGCCAAGAGUGACGAAAGCUUGGCACUCGAACUUGCAUUGAAGCUUUGCAUAUACCUCCUUGGCAAGAGUAGUCUUGCCAAGGCCUUCCAUUCCGACGAUAGAUACCAUCUUUAGCCUCGCCUGUGUGGCAGUCAGAUGCAUGAGAAGCUUACUACUUGGUUCUUUCAGAGCAAUGAGGUCACGGGUUUUCUCCUCAUAAAUCAAUGGACAAUCAACGGAGGCUGUACUGAGCUUAUCAGUAGAAUGUUUCAAGACCUCACGCGUUUCCCGUAUCUUGGCCUUGUAGUCCUGGAUUAGUUUUUCCUGCAAUUCAUCCAUGUCCUUUCCGGGCUUCCCAUGGACCAAAGUUUCCACCUCGCUGACCAGCUCACAUGUUCGAUCCAUAGCCCUCAAAAAAAAAAACAUGUUCGAUCCAUCCACACUGACUGCUCAAGACUCACCGGUGGCCCAAACUUAUAUGGGAGAUCCUUUUUAAGGCUCUCCAGAUCUUUAUGUAAAUCAUCAAUGAUCUUGAAGCGAUCUUCAGUUGGACUGAGAAGGUCGCACCACGUGAACUGCUCAAGCACAUUGCGGAUCCGGGACUUGAACAAAGCAGUCAUCUCUCUCUCCGAGAAAUAUGUGGCCUUUGGCUCGUCGAUCCACUCUUCGAUGUCAAAGACCAAGUCCCUGGCAAACUUCGUCCACAAUAGGGCAUGCCGAUCCAUCACCCGCCCCCGGCCAAGCUUGUCGAAACCCUUCUUUAGGUUCACCACGCCUUGACAUAACACCUCCAUCAUCUUGGGAUGAUUCUUCUUCAGUUUUGUGGAGCUGAGCUUGGCGAGCACGGAGUCGAUUGAUCCUGUCACCAUAGGCUCGUCCACCAAACUGAAAAAUCCUCUCUCUCUCGCCGAAUUCAUCUUGUGCGUUUCAAUCUCUCGAUCUACCAUUAGGGAAGUAGUGUGGCAGCCGUACACCACAAAUCGACCUCGCGCUACCAAGAUGUGGCCGCCGCCCGCUGCCUAUGUGAGGUCGCCGGCGAAAACCAGCCUCGUACAGAUGCCGCUUGUCGUGACUUGAAAAAGAACCAAGCAAACUAGACCAAUAGGGGGAGAAGCCCCGAAAAGAAUUAAGAAGGAUAAAGCCGUCGCUGCUUGCCACUGCUGGCCGUCGUUGCUGCCGCUACUCGCUCGCCGCUGAUUUCGCAAGCCGCCACCGGCAAGGAGCGCCCCCAGGAUUCGAUCCGCCGUCGAUACCGGCGAGGAGCACCGCCCAGGAUUCGAUACGCUUCCGCUGCCGGCGAAGAGCGGCCCCAGAUUAGAGCCGCUGCCGCCGCCGCCGCCGCGCCGCCAAAGAAACGGGAGAGACAGGGAGAAGGAUGGGGUAG